Sardina pilchardus (European sardine) is the source of this 412-nucleotide messenger RNA. RefSeq names its product histone H2B-like. The record is from RefSeq and is a predicted model, not a curated record. Gene Ontology annotation, cellular component: nucleosome. Bases 18 to 392 code for a protein of 124 amino acids. Gene Ontology annotation, molecular function: protein heterodimerization activity; DNA binding; structural constituent of chromatin. The transcript has a single exon. Lineage: Eukaryota; Metazoa; Chordata; Actinopteri; Clupeiformes; Clupeidae.
UCAGUCGAGAACUCAUCAUGCCUGAUCCAGCCAAGCCUGCACCCAAGAAGGGCUCCAAGAAAGCCGUGACAAAGACCGCCGGGAAGGGUGGCAAGAAACGCAGAAAGUCCAGGAAGGAGAGUUACGCCAUCUACGUAUACAAGGUCCUGAAGCAGGUCCACCCUGAUACUGGUAUCUCUUCGAAGGCCAUGGGCAUCAUGAACUCCUUCGUGAACGACAUCUUCGAGCGCAUCGCUGGCGAGUCUUCCCGUCUGGCUCACUACAACAAGCGUUCCACCAUCUCUUCCAGGGAGAUCCAGACCGCAGUGCGUCUGCUUCUGCCCGGUGAGCUGGCCAAGCACGCUGUGUCUGAGGGAACCAAGGCUGUUACCAAAUACACCAGCUCCAAGUAAAGCCGAAUCGUGCUUUUAAA